AACUUGUUUUUUCAUUUAUAUUUUUAUUCUGUUCUUAGCCGCAAAAACACUUUUUGCCAAAAUCAUCGUAGAAGGGUCCUCAAUACCAUGCGACAUUGGUAGCGGUAUCGAUUUGGAGCAAAAACUUCCGCAGUGGUAUGAUGAAGCGAAGUUCAAAAGAGGACAAAAAUACUUCUUCGACAACCGCUUUGGAAUGAUGCAGGCCAACUACUGCGGACUUGUUUCGCUGUUAUGUGAUCCAAAGGGCUUGACCAUUCUGCACAACACUGGACGGUCCAGCACUGCGGAAACAGCCCGCAAACGAUACAUAUCAACCACCCUCCAUAUGUUGUCAUGGUAUGAGAUUGAUCUGUCUCCAGGCUCCAAAUCAUGGGACUCUCUGGUGCGGGUGCGCAAAAUGCAUCUGAACGCUUCAAAACGUUCGCAGGAAAAGGAAAUCGGAUUCAUCACGCAAACCGAAGUGUCGCUAACCGUUUUCGGAUUCCUUGGCUAUGCACUGAUUCGUCCACAUCUGCUGGGCAUCCGCUACGAUAACGACGAUGAUCGGGAGGGUUUCGUGCACUUCUGGGCUGUGGUUGCUGCCAUGUUGGGCGUUCACGACCGAUUCAACAUUUGUCUUCCAAAGUUGGCAGUGGUAGAGAUGAUUUGCAAAAUAUGUCAGAGAUACAUAUUUAUGCCGUUGUUGCAAAUUGAAACGACGUUGUUCAGGUCCAUGGUUCAAGCCAUAGUAGAUGGUUUGAGCGAAUUUACGCCGUUCAACUCAUACGAAAGCCUUAUGUACUUUGUGCGACGCGUUGCUGGAAUUCCUGGAUACCAACACAACGUAGACCUGAAGAAGGAAACUGUAUGUCGAAAAAUUUUCAGCAAGGAAGAGAUGACCAACAUGAGGAAAGUGUUUGAAGGAAAGCCAGGAUACGAAUACAUGGAACAGUCUGUGAUCGACGACAGGAUACUUCUGUUCAACAUCAAACAAGUGAACGGAGCAAUAGAGCUAAAUCAAGAUUCCUUAGAUAACAAUCUAGUGAGUGGUGUUUACAAUAAGCUCAAUGACCAACCAAUCAGCAAAAAUUUUCUGAUUGAACUUUUGGGGCUAAAGCACAACGAAGAGCUGGUCAUUGAAGCUGUCAAAAACGAGGAAGAUUGGAUCAGUAAUUUGAACGAUUCGAAACUAGAACUGUUGUCCGACAAAGAUCUGAGAUAUUUCAAGUUCAAGUGUAGACUGAUGGAGAAAAAUUACACGCGCAUCGGCAAUUUUCUUAACGAAUCUAUGCUCAGUUGGAUGCUUUAUCGUAUGAGGAAAGCUCAUAGUAGUCAAUAGUGUCAAUAAAAUUAUGUGAUUCUUUUGAAAAAAAAAAAUAGUGCUUAUUUGGCACAUGUGUAAUACUUAGACUACACAUGUGUGGGGAUUUGGAGUACGUUUUCAAUACAAUAAUAAUGUGAUAAUUCUUAUGAGCAAUAAAGACAUAUUUUAAGUGA
Messenger RNA from Aedes albopictus (Asian tiger mosquito), 1476 nucleotides. RefSeq lists its product as uncharacterized. Bases 194 to 1318 code for a protein of 374 amino acids. The transcript has 3 exons. Gene Ontology annotation, molecular function: oxidoreductase activity. The record is from RefSeq and is a predicted model, not a curated record. Lineage: Eukaryota; Metazoa; Arthropoda; Insecta; Diptera; Culicidae.